Striga asiatica is the source of this 444-nucleotide messenger RNA. NCBI's taxonomy places the organism in Eukaryota, Viridiplantae, Streptophyta, Magnoliopsida, Lamiales, Orobanchaceae. The record is from the annotation of a GenBank genome assembly.
AUGGAGCUGCAGAAAAGGAUAGUGUCUGUGGCUUCUUCAAGAGUCACCAGGCUUGUCUGUUUCGUGUCGUCUAUGUCUUCUAACAACAUCCUCGAUUCAUCUGUUGGUUUAGAAAGGAAGUUUGAAUAUGAAAUGAGAAAUCGGAUGAGCAUCAAAAGAAGCAAAACAGAAGAUUCGCUCGUUAAGUUUUCUUUAUCCUCUGGCACCACCUCUCGAUAUUAUCAGCGCGUGUACUUUCUGUUUCUUGUUCCUGAACAGAUGAACAUGUUUUUUCCUCGAAUUCCUCAAAACCGUCUUCACUCGGGAAAUGAGUCAGCAUGUGGACCGAAGCACCAGACACGGACGAGUCUGUGCAUUUCGUGCCACUCGACUGCCGAUAAUGCCGGCCCUCAGUUUGCCUGGAAAACCCGCCAAGAUCAAAAGAAGACGAUAAGGAUGCACUAA